UAUCACUAAGCUGGGCUUAAUCUGACAAAAUUGCUAUUAGACCAUGUCAACUAGAUCAACCACCAGCAAAAGGAGUUAAUAUAAAACCUUGUUAAAAAUGUUUAAAAUUGAAUCGUACAUUACCCCAAUUAUUUUGAGCUAUGUCGAAAAGUACGUUAAAAACAUCCGUCCGGAGGACUCACAGGUUUCCCUGUGGGGCGGGGAAGUGGUGUUCCAGAAUUUGGAUCUAAAAUUAGACGUUCUGGAGGAGGAACUUUCACUGCCGUUCCAGUUUCUGUCCGGACAUAUUCAUGAACUAGCUAUUCGAGUUCCAUGGACGAAGAUAGCAUCGGAGCCAAUAGCAAUCACAAUCAACACAAUUGAAUUCGUUCUUAAACUGCAAGAACCAGGAAACCGUAGUGUUCCCCGGAAGGAUUCUACCAGAAGAAAACAGCACACUGACGAAACACCUCCGCCAGGUUAUAUGGCUUCUCUGAUUAAUAAAAUAGCCAACAAUGUGUCGAUUAGAUGUCACAAUGUAAUCCUGAAGUACGUGGAAGAAGACAUUGUUGUUUCAAUGAAUAUCCAGCAAUUGUCGAUGGAAUCAGCCAACAGUAAUUGGCUUCCGGCUUUUAUUGACAUUUCUCCUACCAGGAUUUCUCUACGAAAAUUGAUAAACAUUGUCGAUUUAACAAUUUGCUUGGAUAAGCGAAACUCGGCCGGUAAAAUUGAAAUGUGUCAAGAACCUGUACUGUAUAGAAGUACGCUGCAAGCGCGUGUACUGAUGAAGUACAACAACGCCUCGACACAAGACAAAUCAUCUAUCACAAGAAUUGACGUACACAGCAAGUUUCUGGAUUUUAACGUUUCAUCGCAACAAUUUCCUAUGCUGAUGCGAUUAUUCGAACUAGGAAUGGCGCUAAAGCAGGGUAAAAUUAAAAGUGAAAUUUCUCUUGGCCAAGAAUCCAGCACGGAAGGCGAGAACGACACGGGACAAGAAUCGUUGCUUUCAUGGGCCUGGAAUUUACUACCUUCGUUUUUUCCGGAGGAAAAUGAAUCUGAUCACACCGACGAUCAUGAAUUUCAUGUUUUUCAUUCUGGUUGUUACGUGGAUAGAUUGAGAAUGAUCUUCAAGACACAAGAGCUGAUUGGUGAUAGCAUGGUUGGAACCGCUCGAAAGAUCAAAUAUAAUCCAUUUCUUCAAUUAGACUUACAUGAUGUAUAUGGAGAGGUCGUAAUGUGUGGUUUGAAAUGGUUUAACUUCAGAGGAGGAAUAGCCAAAACAGGACUUCGCUCGCUUGAAGACUGUCCCUGUGGACACCCAUUAACGGUUGAAAAUAUUUUUUUAAGUGAGUCAGGUGAUGUGCAGGAUAACCAACACAUCAAAGGUUCCUUCUUCGAUGGUGGUUCGAGUGAAUGCAAAAAGUACAAUGUCAAUUGGAGCUACCACCUAGGCACGUACAGUCAAGAUGUUUUGUUAGCCAGAUCUCCAGCCAUUUCGUUAGACGUCGUGCAUGAGGUGCAAGUACCCGAUGACCGUAGGACUUCUGAAUUCGGAAGUGAUUUGGAAUUCAGCAAUUUAUCAGAGAAGUAUAUGAUUCGGGCUUUCCUAGGAAAGUUUUGCAUUAAAAUAAGUGCAGACACUCUACAUCGAAUGACAACCUUGAUAUCCUACAGGAAUGCUUAUGAGUAUUCUCCAUAUUACGAGGAUAAACCUAUUCCGAGUAUACAGCAACUUCCCCCACCUUCGGCUGAAGAUUAUGAUGCACUGAUGAGUGAAAUCCCGUUGAAACAAAUGCAUAUUACGAUUAUAACACCACGUGUAGAUCUACACCCGCUUGAUCAUAGCAAGCUUCAGCCAGGUAGAAAACGUAGUUCGAGUAAAGGUACGCACAAUCCUUCCAGCGCAAUAGCUUCUAUUGAGUUCAACCGCAUAGAGUACAACAUUCUGACUCCACUCUACCCUAACCGACUCAUUUUUACCACCUGCCAGCUUCCAGAACCGCCAUCUAAGCUAUUCGAUAGUUGUUUCCGAGCCGUAUCUGGUAAUUUAGAAAGAAUGCAAGCAAAGCUUCUAUACAACGAUUCGGAAAUCAUCUUUGCUACAGCCAUCAACUUGAACCAACAGCAUCGGAAUCUAAUUUACCCAGAAUUAUGGCCAAACAUUGAGUUGAACAAAACCGAACACAACCUCGGCAUCUCAGAUGUGAAACUGAUUCUUAAUCCACAUCAACUUCUGGCAGUUUAUUCUAUCGGGCUAUCGUUAUUGAAUCAAUCCCCUAGCUUUUAUCUAUCUCUGGAUUUCCUGUCAGCCAUACGUUCGCCUACUGCUCCUACGUUGGACCUCUCUAUAUCAAGGGCCCAUCUUCGUCAAAUUUUUUGCGAGAGAACUGUUUGCUACAAGUUAACAGCCCGAAGUCUACGCUGUUUAUCCUACACUCCGGCAACUGCAGACACCCAACGUUCUCUAACGGCUCUUUGGCCAGAUCAUCCCACAGAAGAAGACUUCCUCACCGUAAUCGUUCAGCUGCCCGUUAAUCGGAUUCUGCAAAACCUCGAACAUCCUCCACUGUUCUAUGGUCGGUUCCUGGAUUUAAGUCUCAACAUGGACCCUAUUUUGUAUGACUAUCUACGCAUACUAUCGCAGCAACUUGCUGUAUUAGAAAGCGAUGACCAUUUAACGCGCGGCCAUAUUCGCCAUUCCUUCAGUCCACGCAAAUCCUCGGAACGGUUACUGCCCCCGAAAAAGAGUCAUUCGCAGCCGAUCACGUCGGUACACUCAAGCUCGGAUAAAGUAGAUACGCCAGCCAUAGCAGUGGGGCCGGCAGCAUCAGGACUACCGGCCGUUCGACCCAGUUCUACCGUCCUAGAAGACGAUACCGAGCGGAACCCGACUCAAAACGAGCCUGGUGUUGAUUUGGAGUUUUGGCGACAGCUAACCCGCCGAAUCAUAUUUCACUUGGAGUUUUGCCACUGUACGGUGUAUUUUCCGGAGAAAAGUAUCGUACAGGAAUCGGGGUACCAACAGUACAAACCGAACGAAGAAUUUGGCGACAACGAGAUCGUGAUGAUAAAACUCCCUCUGAUCACCGUUAAUUCAGCAUUCAAAUCGACUAGCCUAUCGGCCGGUAUGUGUCGCUUCCCAAUCAGUCUUGCUAAGUCGGUAUGGCCGGACGAUCGUGAAAGUUUCCCGUGGACCGUGUCACUGGCCGAUACAUCUAGCUGGACUUACCAGGACCGACGGAUGAACAAACUUCUCGACGAAACGACCACGAAUAUUUCGCUAGUGUUAAAUUUUAAAGAUGAUGGCAUCGCUUCUUCGACCUGUUUUCACGUGGACACUUCUCCACUGAAGGUGAAUCUAUGCAAGGAUCAACUGCGGCUGCUCAGUUCUACUCUGAGUAGAAUACUUUCGCUCCCGAUGUUUGAGCGCGCUAAGGAACGUGGUAGCAAAGAAGAACCGCAGUUGCUGGAAAUUUCGCAGAAAUCCGGCGGAACGACGACUGCUACCGAUUUGAGGGAUUUUAUGGAUAUUACACACAAUUCGAGUGUAACUUCAGAUGAAACACUGAAAGAAGGAUGCAAGAAAGGUACCACACCAAUAUCAGUUUGGUUACAAUGGACAUUUUCCAAAGUUACGGUAAAUUGUAUCGCAAAAGAUGAUAGUGGUCAACCAAAAGUGAAACUUAUAGUCGAACUUGAAGACAUCAUUUACAGUUUGGAUAUGCAGGACGUAUACAUGCAGCUCAAAGCGAAGAUUGGUGGUAUGAGUGGUCAGUGUUAUGAGUUCCUUACUGAGAAAGCAAGUUGGAUAAAGAAUGAAGCUCUAGCACUAACUGUUCAAACAGAACUGAGCGGGUCGAGUAAAUCCGGGAAUGAUGCAUUUCUGAAUCUAACGAUCACCAAAGCAGAGACGACUAACGUUCACACGAAAUGGGACACGAUUAGAAAGAAUCGAGAACAGAAUGAUACUUUAAUCGAGGUGAUUUUAAAGAUUGAACAAAUUGACUUGAGACUUGACCUCGAUCUGAUUGAAACUUGUGCAGAAGUUUUAACUAUAUUCUGUCCUAAAGAUAACGUUGAAGCCCCACAAACUGUAUUUGGAGUGAAAGACCUUCCGCUAAUUUUGUUUACUAGUAAAGGCUUGCGGUUAUUUGUUCCAGCACGAGAAUCCACAAAAACGAGCAACGCAUAUAUAUUUACUAUCAGCUCGAUCACAAUGCACCACAAUGUGGAAAAUCCACUUUGCCGGGUGCCGCUCCGUCCUGACGUUUACACGAAGGCAGCACAAAUGAGGAUUCUUAACGUGCCCGGAUCUAAGAUCGAGGACCGACAGUAUGAACUGGUGAUGAAAGACAUUUCUCUCAGUACAGCUAAUUGGUCAGAUAUCGUAGCAUACAUCGAAAGCCAGACAUCAACAUCCGCGCAUCACGAUAAUCCGGCAUUUGAAUGGAAUAAUUUGCAAGACGUUCAACGAUCAACCGAUUUUGACCUCAAUACAAUUUUCAAAGAAUUCAACUUCUCUGUUAUCUACGCACCAUGUAUCAUAUACAAAAACGUCCUCAUCUGUGGCCAAGCAAUGGAGCUCAACUGCAUGUCCGAUCUUUUGAUGGAUUUAAACCUCGAUCAGUUACAGCUGGCUGGUCAAGUAUCACGGAAGAUGAUAAACAUUGUUCAAAUAAUACUGCCACCAGCUCAAUCUGUACCAUCGCCACAAAGCAGCGUCGUGGAUUUCAAUCCAUCUCUAUUCACAAGUCUUCCCAGUCAGGAUACAAUCAGCAUCGACUCCGUGAAAUCUUUGCGGGAGGCAGACCCCCCACGAGUUCGCCGGAGCUACUCAAAGUUAUCUAAAUGCGAAGAAGAUUCGGGUGUUGAAACUUUUAGAACUUCCGAUGUAAAACAAACUGUAGCAUCUAGCAGUAGACGUAACGGUGGGUGCUCACGCCAACGAAAACUCUCGACAAAAUCGAGUUCGGAGCAAUUAAAAAGUAUAACUGCUCCGGUGCCAAGCCCGCAAGUUAUUCCGUAUGAGGUUUGCUUCCUUGGCGGCUACUUUAAAGUCAAUCUUUACGAAAAUACAACCAGCAAAGAAGAUAAAUCCAAGACAUUAUUUCGAUGUGUAUUGGCUCAACCCAAUGGAUUGCUCUCGUUAAACCUGCUGGAACGAGUUGUUCAAAUCUCACUUUUUGACUUGAUCGUUGAAUUAGAUGGUUUAUCCCUGUUGAAGACACUUCCAGGAGAACCUGAUGGUUUGGGAAUACCACAGCCAAUCGUGAAAGUUCGAUUCGUUACUAGCUUUACUAAGAAAACCAAUGAACUGAGUGUUGAUUUUCGGCGACCUAUGAAACUAACAACCUCCCACCAGAAGAUGAAAGCGGUUCGAGAUUUACUGGAAGUACUGACAAGAACUGUCGGUGAUCCAACAGUAAAAGGUCAUUCUACCAACCGACACAGAAGGCUUCCCAGACCUAUCUUGAGCCGCAACAAAUUUAAAAUGAUCAAGUCGUAUAUGUACGACGUAGAGAAGGUCAGUGUAUGGCUUUCACAAGCAAUGAUACAUCUCCAGGAUGAAGACCAGAAUAGGUACGAUUGCAAGUUAUCAUUUUCUUCGAUUCAAUGCUCACUUCGAGUUCAAGAUCGGCCGGAGCGUAUGUCUUUCAACCUAGAGCUUAAGGAGCUAAUCGUUUGCCAAAGCUCUUUCGUAAUAUUGCAUCCUUUUUCGUUCAACUUACAAGCCUGCCUAACGCAAGAAUAUUGGAAACGAGAUCCACUAAUUCAGGCCAAAGUUAAAUCGGACUAUCUUCAGUUGGAUUUCAGUUCAAAAACUCUUCAUGAAAUCCAGCAAAUGGUGGCAUUGUUUGUAGAUAUGGUGGCUGUACUGGAAUGCGACAAUAUUGCAGCAAAAGCACCAGAAGUCAGUAGUACUAACAUGACACCCAGUAGGGAUAAUCUUAUUCAGAUUGCUGCGCCUGGUUUUUCACAAAAAGAAUUUAAAGGUACACAGGAGGAGCACUAUCAGGACGAUCUUCGUGCAGGAGCUUUUCAAUUUGUUGAGUCCACUAAAGCCAGCGAGCUGCCACUACCGUAUCAAAUUAAGAUCAUCAAUCGCGAAACCGGUAUCAUAUGUUGGCGAUAUCCACAACCUAGGGCGCUAUCUAAUGUGACAGUUUAUCCAGUGCCAAUGAACGCAUCCAAAGCUGUCAACAUCCGGUGCAAGCUCGAGUACUAUUCCGAAAUUUUCGGCGAAUUCUUCGAACUGUGCCAAUUUACGUUGUCCGAGAAUGAUAAGACUGACUUGCGGCUACCGUCGCGCAAAAUUGCUUCCGCCAUCUGGCGGAUCGAAAUGACUCAGAAUGUGAUCUAUGAAACUGCAGAGAAUGAAGAUGAAGAUCAGCUGAAUGAUAGCGAUAAUCUAACUGAGCCGGGCAAAUCACUGAUUUCUAAUAUUACCGAUGCAUUGAAGGACACUUACCUUUCCACAAGUCGGGUUGUUAGUCUUCCCUACCGGUUACAUCCGAAGAUUUUUGUUGCUUGCAUGCGUGUGGACUCGAUGUUCAAUUCUAACCUAGUUCCAAAUGUUGAGCUAGCUGUUGAAUUACAUCCAGUUCAAGUCAAUCUUUUCAAUAUUGUAGACUACAAUAUCGAAUCAAAUCUUCCAAAACCGUUCGAACGGUUUCACUUUUGCAAAGAAACACUCGAAUCGAGAAGUCACAAAUUUUUAAUGUUGAAUGCCAAUACAUUGAAGAUACAUACGGCCAUCUAUGAUAACUUUGACGUACAGCUGAGUGGAGAACUAAACCUUCUCUGCGAUUUGCUGGAUUAUAGUCAUUACACGUUCGAAAACGUGUUAGAUGUGGUAAAUAUAAAAACUAUAGCCACGAUUGAAGAGGAAGCAUUUGAUAUCAAGACAAUAUCCGAUGAUAUUUCGAUUCGUUGUGGACCUUCUGUUUUGUACAAUCUGCUGGUGGCAGAAAAGCUGUGGAAUUUUCCUCAUGAUUCAGUUUUACUAUACGGGAAAUACAUUGUUUGUAAUCAUACGCAUGUGGGUAUUAAAGUUGGUCAGCAUGGAACUGGAGAAUAUAUUUUUCUUGGCGUUGAAGAGCUAUGUCUUUAUGUGUUCAGAAGCUACCACCGGAAACAAUUACUGCAGAUCGUGUUCAAUGAAAACACAAAAGAUAUAGCCACUGAGCCUUUCCCGGUAGCUAAAGAAGGACUGUUUUACGUUAGAAUUCUUCCAGCGCACGAAGAAGAUGUCGAUGAUGAUAAGCUGUUCGUGGUUCGGAUCGAAAAUUUAAGCAACGCACAGAAACGAGUGUCCAUCGAGGGACAAAUCAAUUUUUUCAAUAUGACUAGUCAGAGAUUGAAAGUCCAAUAUCGGCUGCACAAAAUCAUACCGAAUAGCGAUAAGCACUACGUAACUACGAGCUUCUGUGUAGAUCAGAACUCAAACGUUAAUACGUUCGAGGCGGCGAACAGCAAAAUCCAACAAAGCAUUAAAAUCGCAAUCGAUGGCGAGAAAAAGGGUUGGUCCGGUGACAUUCCAAUGAGAGAGAUAAUGAAUGGUUUAAAACCGUAUCUGGUGAAGAUUCCAACUGGCAUGACUAAGGAAGGGUACCUCAGCUAUUGGGUGCGAAUUAUACGGGAAAAAAUCUGUGCUGCUAGUGAUGAAUCGACAGAAACUUUCAAUGAACGAGUACUGGUUAUAAUUUGGCCACUUUUUAUGGUCCAAUCAAUGCUGACUGUAAAUACGAUGGCUUACGAGGAACAAACUGAUCAAAGUCAUUCGGUUUAUGGUCAAGGCGAGCGACGUCAAUUCGUUUUGUCUGGUACAAACACUGACGAGCACGAGUUGCUUUUCCGAAUGAAUUUCAAUUCACCACAUGGAGAAGACAGACGGAAAGCUCUGCUAUCGUAUCGCCUGAUCGAAGGUCGAUCUUUCUUUCAAGUGCCGGAACGUUUCCGCAAAGUAGAGAGUGCAAUAGAAAUGCUACAAAAGAGCCAUAAACUACAUUGGCCUUGUUCGCGAGAGGAUGAGCUUCGGUGGAAACGAGAAAAUGCCAUUCAGGAAGCUACACUUCCGCUGUACCAUUGUGCAGCUGCUCAUGAGAUGUCCUGUUGUUUAAUGCUAAGUAUCGUUCCCUGGUGUCUGCUUAUAAACCAGCUUGGGUGUUCAAUACGCCUAAAGAAUUGCUCGACCGGCGAGAUGGAUAUAGUGGAACCCAAUAAUAUAGUGAUGCCCCAUUACAUGGAAGUUGGAUUCACGCUGGAACUGGAUAUCGAUAUCACACUACAAUCUUCGCUAAUUUACUUGACAGAAGAAUCGAGAAAACAAGCAGCUAACAGUUAUGUGUUACCUAUAGACGGAUCAAUUGACGUCACACUACGAUCGGAUGAUAAGGUGGCCCAUCUGAUUCUCACAUCAACUAUGGAAAAUAACAUCCGAGUGAUCAUCGUGGCUUCACAGUUCGUUGUUACUAAUUAUUCUAGCAUCGAUUUACAAUGCUGGUGUUUCGCCGUACUAACCAACGAACGACUGGAGCAGAUACGACAAGGCGAAAGUGGAUCUUGUUCGGCAAGCUUGAAACUACUCUGUAAUGAUCGAAAGUGUGAGAACCCCCAAGGUACCGCGCUCACCGUUUUCAGUAACCUAUCCAAGCACAAAAACAAGCUUAAAUUCAACAGUACCUACAACUACUACUUGACAGUAUAUCAGCAUGAUAGGAACGAAUUCUCUAGUCCGAUUUACCUCAACCGCGCUGUAUCGCGUAAAAGCAUAUGUGUGCAAUAUGAAGAUCGCUACACGGCACUGGCCCUUUCAAUCGUUGAGCACCGGGGCCAGCAGUACAUCUCCAUCUAUGACGACCCGUGUCCUUCGUUUGCCGUUGAGAACCGAACUGAUUUCAACAUUUACGUUGCCCAGUCAGAAUCGAUAAACGUCAAUAAAGCGGCGAAUGCGGUUACGGAAUGCACUGUAGAUACCAAUUUUGUGUGGUACCAGAUAGUAAGAUCUCGGCAAACCGUAUAUUAUACACCUCCAGCAGUGGAUUCGAUCUUUCCCGAAGCACAGGAAACUGAGGUUGCGCUGAUAUUUGCCUGUGUUAGUGGGAGUGCAAUCCGGUGGUCCUAUCCUGUUAAGAUUAAUGAAAACAAAAACAUUUUCUUAAAUAUACCGCUCUAUGGCGAUUUGAAAUUGGCUGUGAAUAUUAGAAACCGUACCACAGAGAUAGUAAUAGAUUACAUUAGCCAGGAACUUGAGUUUUCGGCAAAAGACAUCCGAACACGGUUGUCGAAUCCAGUGGCACUGCCAGCAGAUCAUGAUCCCUUGCUGAGGAGAAAAUCUGCACCAUGUAAUACACUGCCGAGCCCUUCAGUUAAAGGGCUCACAGCCAACCUUCCAUCCAAGCGCCUGUCUUUCCGAGGGUAUUUUGAGUCUCUCAACGUAAGUCUUUUUAAUGACCGAAAAGAUAAAUGCUGCUCAAAGGUGGAAUUGAUUUCGUUCAACUUUGAUCGCAUUGGCUUAGAAAUGAACAGUUGCGCUGAUGGCGGUAAAGCCAUGGUUCAAUUCGCCAACGUUCAGGUGGAUAAUGAAUUGCACAAUACAGGGGAAUACGAUUUUCCGGUGAUUCUGUGCAGUGAAGACCAUGAAACGAAAAAAAGCAAAGCGGCAGUGAUGCCCAGUCAGUUUACUCUCGAUGACCAUCUGGAAGAAUUAGCCAAACAUGCGCUGUGUUCAAUAUUUGUCGAAAUGGAAGUGGAUAACUGGACUAGCGUCGAAGGCUUGAGACUAAAGAUCAAUCCAAUCCGAGCAUACAUUGAGGAUACAUACAUAAACAUUCUGCUGGAUUACCUGAUGGAAUUCCUUCCGAUGAAUUUGCUAUUUCAACCGGAGCAAGCAGUGGAGCGUAUUAAAUGUCCUCCCGGACAAGUGUUGAUACCCAGGCUUGUAAUGCAUCAGUCUAGCUAUUUAGCAGAUCCAAUCAAAUUUCGAUACAUUCGUGUUGAGCCCCUGCACGUUCUGCUCUCUGUCCAUACCUGCAUGCGACUUUAUAUAGCAUUAGAUCACAGUCCGUUGGAUUUCUCUGCAUUCGAGCGUAAUCAUGUUCGUACGCUUCCUAUACGCUUCGGAAACUGCCUUGGCAUGCAUUAUCUUUCCGGUGCUAUCUUCGGUGGAGGUUGGGUCAUUGGAUCACUGGAAAUUCUUGGAAGUCCAAGCGGUUUAGCUAGAUCCGUUACGAGCGGUCUGCGUGACUUUGUGUCUUUGCCCAUGCAGGGACUAUUCAGAGGUCCCUGGGGAUUCCUAGUGGGCCUUACGCAAGGUUCUACUUCAUUGGUUCGUAACAUAACCGCAGGAACUGUGAAUUCCGUUACGAAAUUGGCUACUUCGGUCGCUCGUAAUCUUGAUAGAUUGACAUUAGACACAGAACACGUGCAGCGAACAGAUGCGUUACGACGACGCCGACCUCAAGGAAUGACCGAGGGUUUUACUCAAGGUUUAACAGGUUUAGGUAUAAGCCUUUUGGGCGCUGUGGGAGGUUUGGCACAUCAUCCAUUACAAGCUAGGCGCCCGAUCGAUGUGGUAACCGGUGUCGGUAAAGGUAUUGUCGGUGCACUCGCAAAACCCAUCAGUGGUGCUGCUGAACUGGUAGCUCUCACCGGUCAAGGAAUGUUGCACAGCGUUGGGUACAAUACGAUGCCUACGCCAAAAUAUUCCGAACAAGUUAUGCACCGUCUCGAGCCUAUUUCCUACAAAGCUCUCUGGGAACCACAGGCACUUUGCGACGGCUCGCUUUUGUUUACUAUUCAUGCUACUCUUACCACUCGAAAUCAGUGUACCUUAGUAGUCGUCGGAGUCUACCUCAAAACGUUGAUGUUACUCAGCGUGGCCCAGGGCCAGUUACUGGAAGUGCUAGAUCUCAAAACUGUUUUCGCAAGUGUAGACUCAACUGAUCCAUCCCAAGUGAUACUACGAAUAAAGCCAGAGCUUCCUCCACCACCACCCGAUUAUACGUCUUAUCCCAUAUCUAGUCGCACCUACCAGUUCGUGCAGGAAUCCACAAUGCAGCUCCCGAAUUUGUCUGCCUACAAUUUCCCUUCACUGGCAACAUCAUCACAAGGCAGGGUUCACCAAUCGAACCACAAUCGUCCCUUCAGGCCAGCUGCGGCAGGACUUGAGUCCGACUCAGUAGUGGUCUUAGAAGAGGAUUCCACGCGCAUCAUUGGUAGCAACAAUGGGGUUGUUGAUGUCUCCUUAACUCAGCAUGAGGAAGACGAUGUAGUUUGUGAGAAUCUUACCUUUCUCGAGGGCGACGUUCCCGUCAUCGAAGGUGACGAUAAUCGACCGGACGAUAACGAGCGCCGCCUGGUGCUAUACGUGGACGAAAGCUUGGGCCGCUAUCUAGUAAAGUAUAUCAAUUUGCUCAAAAAAGGUCUGCAGCCGGCCGAUACGGUUGCUUUCGUACCAUUUGGUAAGUAACAUUCCAAUCAUAUAGUCAUUUACCCAAAAUUCAAUGAAAAAAUCGAAAUAACAAUUAAUCAAAGGUGCUGGUUAUUAAUUUUUUAGAUUUGUUCAUAAAGGGGUUUGAAACUUUUAAAAAAAUUCUUUGAAUAAUCACUGCGCAAAAUUGUUUUCGGAACAGAAUAUAAAUUUUACCAUUAAAUGAAUUAUUAUUGCCAAUGUGUACUAUAAAAUUAUAGUCAAUUUAAAUUUUUAAAUUUUUUGCGUAAAUAAAUCUUUUAUACCGCUUUACGGGCAUGCAGUAUAUAUUCAAACACUUCUACAAUUAUACCCCUUUAGAACAAAGUUUUAUUCUUGUAACCUACAAACAUUAAUUCGAAUUAAUAGAGAUAGAUCAAUCAU
Molecule: messenger RNA, 11836 nt
Organism: Sabethes cyaneus
Lineage: Eukaryota; Metazoa; Arthropoda; Insecta; Diptera; Culicidae
Gene: Vps13B
Product: intermembrane lipid transfer protein VPS13B
Exons: 12
Coding region: 98-11452 (3784 amino acids)
Source: RefSeq, a predicted model, not a curated record